Rodentolepis nana is the source of this 357-nucleotide messenger RNA. The record is from the annotation of a GenBank genome assembly. Lineage: Eukaryota; Metazoa; Platyhelminthes; Cestoda; Cyclophyllidea; Hymenolepididae.
AUGCAUGAAACGGGCGAGUACAAACGGAAUUUCAGCACGCAAGUGUCGAAGAAGGAUAAGAACCAGGGUACAGUGACGCAUGAACCCUACUACCGACAAUUAGAAGAAGUGAUGAAACAAUCUAGCGAAACCCCAAUGACCUACUGGCUUGAUCGAGCUGUGGGUUCGCCAACUCCCUUGCAGUUCGCCGCCGGUUCGGAUAUUGUGUCUGAUUUGUCAGCGACAUCGGAAAUAAGCAGCAUUUCUAGCAAAGGCAAGUCUGACUCACUUAUUUUGAUAGAGGUGACAAACACAAUUAAACAGCAAUACAUAUGCUAUUUCUGUUCUAACAACACUACACAAGCUUUCAUUUUCUAA